AGUAAUAUUUGGUUUUUGUGUGUUUCAGUGUAACUUCCUAAAAUAAAACACGAGACAAGGGUUUCACAUAUGUGGUGCGUGCCUCAGUGCAUGAAAGCUGGAAUGGCAACAAGCAGUGGCAACACCAACACAAAAUCUCAGAAUGUGAAUGUGAAAGCUGUUGUGACUAUUGAACAAAGUGAUGGUGGACUUGUGCCAAAUCUCAUUAAUUCAGCGGUAGAUGGGAUCAAAGAGUUAGCUGGGAAAACACUUGUUUUGGAGCUUGUGAGUGAUGAGCUUGAUCCAAAAACAAAUAUAGAGAAGAAGACACCAAAAAGUUCGGUUCAAAAUAUAGGAAAAAAGGAGGAUGAGAUACGGUAUGAGGCUCAAUUUGAGUUAUCCACGGAUUUUGGAAGUGUGGGUGCUGUUACGAUUGAAAACGAGCAACAAGAGGAGGUCUUUCUAAAGAGUAUAGUUCUUCAUGGCUUCCCUGAUAUUGGCCACGUUCACUUCACUUGUAAUUCAUGGAUUCAACCCAAGCAUGAUGGUGCCAUGAAGAGAGUCUUCUUUACUGACAAGUCAUACCUGCCAUCACAAACGCCAAGAGGAUUACAAAGACUGAGAGAAGAGGAGCUAGUUCUUCUAAGAGGAAAUGGAGAAGGAGAAUGUCAAAGUUCUGAUAGAAUAUAUGACUAUGAUGUGUAUAAUGAUAUUGGAGAUCCAGAUACCAAUAUUGAUCUUAAAAGGCCAGUUCUUGGUGGUACUAAACAAAAUCCAUAUCCAAGACGUUGUCGUACCGGUCGAAAGCACUCUGAUGCAGACCCAUUGUCUGAGAAAAAGAGUUCAGGGUUUUAUGUUCCUCGUGACGAGGCAUUUGCUAGUAUAAAGCAGACACAGUUCACAAGUUCUGCGGUGUCCUUAGGGCUGAAUGCGAUUUUUGAAUCGGUGGACACAAUUCUCACAGACCCAAAUCUUGGAUUUUUCAGCUUCGAAGACAUAGACACACUCUUCAAGGAGGGGUUGCAUUUACCACCACUUAAGGCCAACGGAUUAUCGUUGCUCCAAAGAGUCAUUCCCAAGUUGAUCAAGGCUGCUAAUGAUACUCAGAAUAUUUUACGCUUUGAUGCCCCAGAAACAUUUAAAAGGGAUAAGUUCUUUUGGUUUUCAGAUGUGGAAUUUGCUAGGGAGACUUUGGCAGGUGUCAACCCAUAUAGCAUCCAAUUGGUUAAGGAAUGGCCUUUAACAAGUAAACUAGACCCGCAAAUCUAUGGUCCACAGGAAUCAACAAUAACUAGGGAAGUCAUUGAGCCACAAAUUAUCACUUAUGGAACAAUUGAAGAGGCCCUUAAAGAAAAGAAGUUGUUCAUGCUGGAUUACCAUGAUUUAUUCUUACCAUAUGUAAGCAAAGUGAGAAAAAUUAAGGGCACCACAUUAUAUGGAUCACGAACAUUAUUCUUCCUCACUGAUCAAGGGAUAUUAAAGCCAUUAGCUAUUGAGCUCACUAGACCACCUAUGGAUGGAAAUCCACAAUGGAAACAAGUCUUCCAACCUUCUUGUGAUUCAACCAAUCUCUGGCUUUGGAGGCUUGCUAAAGCUCAUGUUCUGGCCCAUGAUUCUGGUUAUCAUGAACUUAUAAGUCAUUGGUUGAGGACUCACUGUGUCGUGGAACCUUUUGUAAUUGCAACACAUAGGCAACUUAGUUCCAUGCAUCCAAUUUAUAGAUUAUUACAUCCUCAUUUGAGAUAUACCAUGCAGAUUAAUUCCCUUGCACGUGAGGCACUUAUUAGUGCAAAUGGGGUCAUUGAAAUUUCAUUCCUUACUAAUAAAUAUUCAAUGGAAUUAAGCUCUGUGGCAUACGAUCAACUUUGGCAAUUUGAUUCGCAAGCACUUCCCAAUGAUCUUAUUUCCAGGGGAAUGGCUGUGGCAGAUCCUAAUGCACCACAUGGCCUAAAGCUAACAAUUGAAGAUUAUCCUUUUGCCAAUGAUGGUCUUCUCAUAUGGGAUGCCAUCAAACAAUGGGUCACCGACUAUGUCAACCAUUACUAUCCAACCCCAAGCAUCAUAGAAUCUGACCAAGAGCUCCAAGCAUGGUGGAAAGAAAUCAGAACAGUGGGUCAUGGAGACAAAUCUGAAGAACCAUGGUGGCCAAAUCUUAACACAUCAAAAGAUCUUAUUGACAUCAUAACCACAAUAGCUUGGGUAGCAUCUGGUCAUCAUGCAGCUGUGAACUUUUCUCAAUAUGCUUAUGGAGGCUAUUUCCCUAACCGACCCACAAUUGCAAGAAACAAAAUGCCAACAGAAGACCCUUCUGAAGAAGAAUGGGAAAAUUUUCUAAACAAACCUGAGCAAACUCUUUUGGAGUGUUUCCCAUCACAAAUUCAAGCAACAUUAGUGAUGGUAGUCUUGAACUUAUUGUCAGAUCAUUCACUUGAUGAACAGUACAUUGGGAAAUACAUGGAGCCAUCAUGGGCUGAGAAUCCAACUAUAAAGGUAGCCUUUGAAAGGUUUAAUAGGAGAUUGAAGGAGAUUGAAGGUAUUAUAGACUCAAGGAAUGGAAAUAGUAAUUUGAAGAACAGACAUGGAGCUGGAAUAAUGCCUUAUGAGUUAUUGAAGCCAUUUUCAGGGCCUGGAGUCACUGGAAAAGGGGUUCCAUAUAGCAUAUCUAUUUAAAGUUUGGUAAUUUAAUUAAGGCCAAAUUAGAACAAUUUGUUUUUAUUGUUAUGUGCCUCAUAGGGUCCUAAAUAAUAAAAUAUAAUGGCACAAUGUAUUCUUCAUAUUUUACAUUUUAUGUACACGGAUUAUGUUAUGGCACUGGAAAAUUCCAUA
Molecule: messenger RNA, 2805 nt
Organism: Glycine soja
Lineage: Eukaryota; Viridiplantae; Streptophyta; Magnoliopsida; Fabales; Fabaceae
Product: linoleate 13S-lipoxygenase 2-1, chloroplastic-like
Exons: 9
Coding region: 70-2649 (859 amino acids)
Biological process (GO): lipid oxidation
Molecular function (GO): metal ion binding; oxidoreductase activity, acting on single donors with incorporation of molecular oxygen, incorporation of two atoms of oxygen; protein binding
Source: RefSeq, a predicted model, not a curated record